UUACUGAGCGUGCGCAGUUGAAACUCUUUCGUUAUUCCGGCCGGCUACUACUAUCCUCGUCUUUUUGGACCCUGUAUAUUUUAUAGGAGAUUUAGUCACCAUAGGAUCUAUAUUAACAAAAUGGGUGAAUCUUUUAAGAUAACAGAAAAACAGUAUAAUGACGCCCACACAACGUUCAUUCUUUUUGACAAGAAAGGUAACGGCGAGGUGUCAACAAAGGAGUUAGCUUCAGUUUUCAAAGGUUUAGGUCUUCAAGUAGAAGAUGGAAAACUCAAAGAAUGGGCUGACGAAGCGGAUGAGGAAGCCACUGGGUGCAUCACGUGGGAGCAGUUUAAACCUAUCUUCGAGCGGAAGUUGCGCGAGGACGAGGACGAGCGAGAGUUGAGGGAGGCGUUCCGUGUGCUCGACAAGAACAGCAAGGGCGUCAUCGGGGUGGACGACCUCAAGUGGAUCCUCCGCAGUCUCGGCGACGACCUCACCGACGAGGAGAUCGAGGACAUGAUCAUGGAGACCGACACAGACGGCAGCGGCACCGUAGACUAUGAAGAGUUCAAAAAUCUGAUGACAUCAUGAGCGUGUUUUCAACGAUGGGUUCCAGUCUUCUUUGCCUCAAUCAUUCGCGCCUGGUGCAGUCUGCCUCUGAGUUUGUUAACUGAAGGACCAGUUCUGUUAUUUAAGACUCUCUGUUGUUAAAGAAACUCGACAAGCCAGACCUGUGCACACUUCAAAUCCUGCCAUUUUGUUUUUGUUUUUUUUCUUCCUGGAGUCCUUUCUCUCCCUCUCUCUCUGUGUCUUUUUCCAUUAUGAUGUCAUCGUCCUAUGACGUCAUAUAGUGUUAUGUUUCGUCGAUGAUAACAAUGUCCAUUUUGUUUUUAUGUUUUGUCUUUCCUGUGAUUCGUCCGCGUCAUGUCUAUUAUCACUACACAUGCGCACUAAUUGCACGAGCAGCGUUUGGUGCACACGUGUGUUUUAAUUUUUAAAAAAAAAUUUAACAUUUGUAUAUAAUCCCACUAACUUUAUUGUUUUGGCUGUGAAUUCUUAAAACAGUUCUCUUCUGUCGUUCACAAAAUUCUAUAAACUGAUGAUGUGUUGAAAAUCGCUACUGCUGCACACCAACUUACAAACUAUGAUGCUGCACUAUUUUUUACCCCGAGGAUGAAAAUAUGUCAUUAAUGUUAUACGUGAGAUAAAGUACGAAUACGAUUUCGUUGCAGCUGCCACUAAUAUAGAAUCAGUCUUUUCUUUCUGUCUCUUUCUUUUUUCUUUUUUAUUUAAUUUUGUUUUCAGCGGUUAACAUUUUAGAAUCUUUUAUCUGAACCUUGCUAUUCAUUUCAAUGUUAGCAAUCACCACACAGUUUGUAUAUAUGUUGAAGUUUUGUGAAAAGAAUACAUUUUUUAAAAUAUAAAAAAGGUUUACACGAAGAUAGUGCGAGGAAUGAAUAAGGCAAAUAUAAUUGAUAAAUUCGCCCGGAUUUUUUUUACGCUGGAUCGAAUACUUCUGAUAUCCACAACUGAUUUCUUUUCCAUGAAUUGCCCAAGUGUCCACACUCCCAAUGUCAUCUGUACUACGUUUAGAGUCAUAAAUGGUUGAUUUUAGUAUUUAUUCCGAUAAUUAUUUUGAAUAUAUAUAUAUAUAUAUAUAUAUAUAUAUAUAUAUAUAUAUAUAUAUAUAUAUAUAUAUAUAUAUAUUCACCCAGAUUAUAUUAUAUUAAACACAUAAUAUAUAGUCGCACAUGCAUACACAACACAAUUUGUACAAAACUAAUUAGUUGAUUUUUUUUUUUUUUAAAACGACUGACAAAUUUUAACUAAGAUUCAAAAUUCUUCACGUAAAUUCUUUCAUUGUUUUUACCUCCCAUCCUUGAUAAUUGUUACCCAUGUUUGUUACACGGUGUAAACGUAUAGUAGGCCUAUAUGCUAGGAUAAUGUAAUUUAAUGUCUGUGUGUGAAAUGGACAAAUGAUCGCUCAAACUGUGCCAUUGUCUGUUAAUUUCAGCUACUGACUACAUUGUAAAUGAAUGGAAUCUAUUUUGUACAAAAGAUUAAUUUUCCAUUCAAACCAUCGUGUUUAAUGUGUGCAUAUUUACAACUAAAAAGAAAAAUUUAUAAUAAUAAAUUUUAUCCUUC
Gigantopelta aegis is the source of this 2127-nucleotide messenger RNA. Its product is annotated as troponin C-like. The transcript is spliced from 5 exons. Lineage: Eukaryota; Metazoa; Mollusca; Gastropoda; Neomphalida; Peltospiridae. Bases 121 to 573 code for a protein of 150 amino acids. The record is from RefSeq and is a predicted model, not a curated record. Gene Ontology annotation, molecular function: calcium ion binding; enzyme regulator activity.